UUGCAUACUAUAUAAUCUUGGUACAUUUUCCACUGAUGCUUGCCACCGAAAUGAAGCUCUUUAAGAUUGUGAUUCAAUUUUACUCUUUUUUUCCUCUUCUUCUUCCCAUAUUCUUCUCAAAACAAUGCCUUUCUUCUAAAUCUCUGCUGCCACACAAAUUAAUUCCCAGGCUCACCCCAUUCGACAAAAGCUCCAUACCAAACGCGGCACAAGAGACGUCUCUUCCUCCCCAUUUCAAGACCUUUUACUACAAGCAAACGUUGGAUCACUUCAAUUAUGCACCCCAGAGCUAUGACACCUUUGACCAGAGGUACAUUGUCAACUCCCAGCACUGGGCUCCUGGUGGGUCCAUCUUGGCAUGGCUCGGCGCCGAAGCUCCGAUCGACGAUGAUCCCGCCUUUGCCGGGUUUCUUACCGAUAUUGCCCCUCGUUUCAAGGCCCUUCUCAUCUACAUAGAGCAUAGGUUUUAUGGGAAAUCAAUUCCAUUUGGAACAAUGGAUGAUGCUAUGAAGAAUGAGACCCUUCGUGGUUAUUUCAAUUCGGCUCAAGCUUUAGCAGACUAUGCACAAGUGUUGUUACACGUAAAAGACGAAUAUAAUACUCGAAAAUCUCCGGUCAUCGUUGUUGGAGGAUCCUAUGGGGGAAUGCUUGCGGCUUGGUUUCGAUUGAAGUAUCCUCAUAUUGCUCUCGGCGCCUUAGCAUCAUCAGCUCCCAUUCUCUACUUUGAUAAUAUCACCCCACAAGAUGCAUACUUUUCAACCGUCUCCAAAGAUUUCAGGGAAGUGAGUGAGAGCUGCUAUCAAACAAUACGGAAAUCAUGGUCCGCUAUUGACAAAUAUGCCUCCACUAAAAACGGUCUCAGGAUCCUAAGUCGCAUAUUCAAUCUUUGCAAAAAAUUAAAUUCGUCCGACGACGCGGAGGUUCUCAAGAAUCACUUGGGGGGUAUGUACGCGUCAACCGCUCAAUAUAACGCGCCGCCGGGGUAUCCGGUGACGAAGGUGUGCCGCGCCAUAGACGGGCAGCCCAAAGGGACUGAUAUUCUUGACCGGAUACAUGCCGGCGUCGUGGCCUUGAGAGGAAACCGGACUUGCUAUAAUAUUCACUCCAAUUAUUCCAGCGAAACAGACAUUGGAUGGGGUUGGCAAACUUGUAGUGAAAUGGUGAUACCAAUAGAGAUUGGAGAUGACACGAUGUUCGUUCCGUAUCAUUUCGACAUGGACCAACAAUCAAAGGCUUGCAAUGAUUACUACGGGGUUCCGCCUCGACCUCACUGGGUCACAACUUAUUACGGAGGACACGAUAUUAAGUCAGUUCUGCGGACGUUUGGUAGCAACAUAAUCUUCUCCAACGGUCUAAGAGAUCCAUACAGCACCGGAGGGGUUUUGCAGUCUAUUUCGGAUACUCUACCUGCAAUCUAUACGCAUAAUGGAUCUCAUUGUUUGGAUUUGCAUGGGGCAAACACACCAUCAGAUCCCAUCUGGUUAACUCAGCAACGGGAGAGGGAAGUCAAUAUCAUACAAAGUUGGAUAAGAACUUAAAUCUCAGCCUUCGAGAAUUCGGUAGAUUAACUUGGAACUUAUAAUUAAGGAAAUGAUAGCUUUAUAGAAAUAAUUACUCGGAUUGGGAAUAUACACUAUCUUUAUAAAUGACUAGUAUAGUACCUGUGCAUACGCACGGGAAAGAGCAGUUGGUGCAUAUAUUUUUAUUCAUGUUCUAAUUAAAUAUUAAAAUAACAAUAACUUUUUAGGAUUCUACAUUUUCAAAAAAUAAGAGUUUAAUAAGCGAAUACCAUAAAGUUUAAGCCCAUACAAUAUAUAUUCAAUGAAAAAGUAUAUUAGGAAAAAUUAAUUGACACCAUUCAUUAGAAUUUGCUACUUAUUAAUUUUCAUGAUUAGAUUAAGUGAGUACAAUAAGUGAGUGGCAUAAAGUUUAAGUGAGAACAUUAAAUAUUAAAAUUAAAGAAUAUUAGUUAAAUAAGACCUUGUCACUCAUUAGUAAAUUAGUGCUAAUAUAUAGUAAAAAAAUGAGAGAGAAAAUUAUCCAUUGUAAUUCUUAGCCAACUUAUCUUGUUAUACCUAAAAGAAUUACAUAUAAGAAAAAAUUAUCCCACUUAAUUGUUAGGCAUAUCAUCUUAGCACUAAAUAUGAGAGAAAAAAUUCUACCCAUUAUUUAUUAGCUGACUUAUCUUAUACUAUGUACUUAAAAGAACUAUGAUAAUUCUCCCGCUCGACUGUUACCAAACUUAUCUUCUAAUACCUAAAAUCACUACAUAUGAGAGACACGAUUCUUCCGCUCAUUUAUUAGCAAGUUUAUCUUGUCAUGUCUAAAAAGACUACAUAUACAACAUACAACAACAACAUCCAAGCCUUAGUCCCAAACGAUAUUGGAGUCGGCUAACAUGAAUCGAUACAUGAUAUCCCCAAAAGGAAAAGAAAGAAAAUAAACAUAAAAAAGAUAAGCUAUUAUAAAAAAAUAUAAUAUAAAAGAGAUGAAUAUACAUAUAAAAUAUAAAAUACAAAGGAUAAAGUAAUAUUUAUAUAUAAGGAUAAAAAUAUAAAAGAAAAAGAAAAAAAAAAGAAAAAAGAGAGGGGAAAAGAUGAUACAAGAUCACUCCUCCACACGAAUACCCGCCCUCCAUUUUGCUCUCUCCAAAGCCACACCCUCAUCCAAUCCAAGAAGAAGCAUAUCACUUCUGACUCCCUUAACGCACGUCUGUUUGGGCCUUCCUCUCCCUCUCUUCCCUGCCUCUUCUCCACACAUCUCAACUCGUCUGGCAGGUGCAUCACUCGGUCUUCUAUGCACAUGACCAAACCACCGUAGGCGCGACUCCCGCAUCUUAUCUUUUAUAGGUGCUACUCCCACCCUUUGUCUGAUUGUCUCAUUCCUCACGCAAUCCUUUCUAGUAUGCCCACACAUCCAACGCAGCAUGCGCAUCUCUGCCACACUCAUCUUUUGAAUGUGACAUUGUUUCACCGCCCAACACUCUGUGCCAUACAGUAAUGCAAGCCUAAUUGUUGUCCUAUAAAAUUUACCCUUCAGUCUAGUCGGCAUACCUCGAUCACAUAGAAAUCCUAACGCACUCUUCCACUUCAUCCACCCUGUUCUGAUUCUAUGGGAUACAUCUCCAUCUAACUCACCGUCCUUCUGAAUUAUGGAGCCCAAGUAACGGAACAUAUCGCUGACCGGUAUCUCCUUACCAUCUAAAGUAAUUCCGCUAUUACCACUGCUUCCACCUCCACCAAACUUGCACUCCAUGUACUCUGUCUUGCUCCUACUUAGUCUGAAACCCUUGUUCUCCAAUGUUUGUCGCCAUACUUCCAACUUUGCCUUAACCCCUGAUUGCGUUUCAUCAAUCAAUACAAUAUCGUCGGCAAAUUUUCACGUUCAAUUGUUAGUCGGUUUAUGUUAUACCUAACAAACCUACAUAUGGAAGAAAAACUUUCCUGCUCAACUCUUAGCUGGAUUAUCUUACAUACUUAAAAAGAACUACACAUGAGAGAGAAAUUUAUAUAUCCCUCAAUUGUUAGCAAGUUUAUCCUCUUAGCAUCUUAUGUCUAAAAGCACUACAUAUGAGUGACAAAAUUAUCCCGCUCAAUUGUUAGUCUUCUUAUAUAAUGAGCGAGAAAGGUUAUUCCACUCAAUUCGUUAUCCCGUUUAAUUUUUAGAAAUCUUAUCUUCUUAUACAUAAAACUCAAUUACUAUUAAGCUUAUCCUCUUACGCCUAAAAUUCUUACAUAUAAGAGAGAAAGUUAUCCUGCUAAAUUGUUAGUCGGCAUACCUCAUAUCUAAAAACACUACAUACGAGAGUAAAAAAUUCUUGUGCUCAAUUGUUAGCCGACUCAUCUUAUACUUAAAAGAACUAUAUAUGAAACGAGAUAAACUUAUUUUGCUCAAUUGCUAGCAAGUUUGUCUUCUAAUAACUAAAAACAGUAUAUAUGAAAUAGAAAAUUCUCCACUCAAUUGCUACCCGUUUUGUCUUAUACGCAACAACACUAUAUAUGAUUCAGAAAAUUAUCUCUCUCAAUUGUUAGUUGGAUUAUGGUUUUAUACUUAAAAGCACUGCUACUAAGAGAGAGAAAUCUUUUGCUCAAUUGUUAGAUUGCUUACACUUUAAUCUUUCUUAUAUCUCAAAUGAGAGAGAAAAUUAUCACGCUCAAUUGUUAGUCAACUAAUCUUAUACUUAAAAGAACUAAAUAUGAGAGAGAAAUGCAUUCUGCUCAUGUUAGCCGGUUUAUCUUCUUAUACUUAAAAUCACUACAUAUGAGAGAGAAAUUUAUUCUGCUCAAUUGUUAGCUGCAUUAUCUCAUAACUAAAUGGCUAAAAAUACUAUAUACCAUUGUAGUAUCAAAAUACCAUUUUAUAUCAAAAUACUAUAUGCCAAACCUAUAUAUCAAAAUAGAUAAUUAUAUCAGAA
This is a messenger RNA of Cuscuta epithymum, 4414 nucleotides long. The record is from the annotation of a GenBank genome assembly. NCBI's taxonomy places the organism in Eukaryota, Viridiplantae, Streptophyta, Magnoliopsida, Solanales, Convolvulaceae.